AUGAAGUUCAACCUUGCCCUCACCCUUCUGGCCGCUUCUGCUUCCUCUGCGGCAGCCUGGACUCUCAGGGGCUUCAAAGACUCAACCUGUACCACUCCUAAUGAUUGGGUUUUAUCAGGCGCAGAGCCUCAAGACUGCUAUGCACUGGAUGUCUGGCCCCGUGCGAUAAACGUUGCGGGACUGCCGAAUGACAUUGAGUUCUCGUCUUACAGCGAUGCUAACUGUGAGACCAAUCAAACCUCCGGUGGUAACAACUGCUACGCACCAAGCAAGGGUCCAAUCGUUGCCUUUAAGUUGACCCAACGCUCCGCCAACUGA
Molecule: messenger RNA, 318 nt
Organism: Penicillium cataractarum
Lineage: Eukaryota; Fungi; Ascomycota; Eurotiomycetes; Eurotiales; Aspergillaceae
Exons: 2
Coding region: 1-318 (105 amino acids)
Source: RefSeq, a predicted model, not a curated record